AUGGAAGGGUCCGUCCGACUCCUGGCCUGCUUGGUGUGCAUCCUCCCGAUGGGAUCAUUUGUGAGAACUAAGAGAGAUACCACCGGGAACUUGCUCAACACAGACGUGCACAGUGCCCCGACGCAGCGCUGGUCCAUGCAGCUGCCGGCCGAGGUGAGCGCGGCGGCGGGCGAGGCGGCCGUGCUGCCCUGCACCUUCACGCACCCGCACCGCCACUACGACGGGCCGCUGACGGCCAUCUGGCGCGCGGGCGAGCCCUUCGCGGGCCCGCAGGUGUUCCGCUGCGCGGCGGCGCGGGGCAGCGAGCUCUGCCAGACAGCGCUCAGCCUGCACGGCCGCUUCCGCCUGCUGGGCAACCCGCGCCGCAACGACCUCUCGCUGCGCGUGGAGCGCCUCGCCCUGGCCGACGACGGCCGCUACUUCUGCCGCGUGGAGUUCGCGGGCGACAUCCACGACCGCUACGAGAGCCGCCACGGCGUCCGGCUGCACGUGACCGCUGCCCCGCGGAUCAUCAAUAUAUCGGUGCUGCCGGGCCCGACGCACGCCUUCCGCGCCCUCUGCACCGCCGAGGGGGAGCCGCCGCCCGCCCUCACCUGGUCCGGCCCGGCCCUGGGCAACCGCUCCGCCGCCGCGCCGGGCCCGGGGCAGGGUGUUGGCCACCAGGUGACCGCCGAGCUGCCAGCGCUGGCCCAAGACGGUCGCUACACGUGCACGGCCUCCAACAGCCUGGGCCGCGCCGAGGCCAGCGUCUACUUGUUCCGUUUCCACGGCGCCUCCGGGGCCUCCACCAUCGCCCUCCUGCUCGGCGCGCUCGGCCUCAAGGCGCUGCUGCUGCUGGGCGCGCUGGCCGCCUGCACCAGCCGCCGCCGCCGCCUCGAGGAUCCAGUCAGUCAGGACACCGCACCACGGCCUCAGGCUCAAGAGUCCAAUUAUGAGAAUUUGAGCCAGAGGAGCCCACGGAGUCCACCCACAGCCACAUGUCCACCACGGGGAGCCUCUCAGACACAGGCAUCCACUUGUGCACCAUGA
Messenger RNA from Myotis myotis, 1029 nucleotides. It is a transcript of the gene SIGLEC15, whose product is annotated as sialic acid binding Ig like lectin 15. Lineage: Eukaryota; Metazoa; Chordata; Mammalia; Chiroptera; Vespertilionidae. Gene Ontology annotation, cellular component: plasma membrane. The transcript has 6 exons. The record is from RefSeq and is a predicted model, not a curated record. Bases 1 to 1029 code for a protein of 342 amino acids. Gene Ontology annotation, biological process: regulation of osteoclast development; regulation of actin cytoskeleton organization; regulation of bone resorption.